AUGCCGAAUUCCGAUCUUCCGGCGCAGAUCUCUAGAAUAGAGUCAAAUGGAUCAAUGGAGCUUCCUCUUCUGCCGCAGUUUGGUAGGAUUGAGACGACUGGACUUGUGGAUAACCCAACUGUUCCGGCGCAGACCGUCGAAACAGAGGAAAAUGGAUGUAUGGAUAACUCUGUUCCAGCGCAGAGCACCGGGAUCAAGAAAACGGGCAUGGGAUCUGAACAGAUUAUGGAUAUUGAAUCCUCCCGGCCACUCUUUUGUCAGCGCGACUUGGGAAACCUCGAUCCUAAAACCGAAGGACUUGUCACCGGCAAAUGUGACGUAACUCCUGAGUCGGAAAAGACCGUGUUGGUCGGAACUGACAUUUCCGUCACUUGUCCUGAGAACAAGUUUUGCAUUAGUCUUCCUCAGGUCGUAAAACGAGGAAAUAAGAAAACUUGCAUCGACAACUUUUCACUGCUUUGCAAAGAACUUGGUAGAGAUCUACGCCACGUAUCAUCGUUUAUCCUAUCCGAGUUAGGAGCUAGUGGAGUUCUAACCAAAGAUGACUACCCGUCUCUCGUGCUGUCUUCCCCAGGAAGAGGAUACAUCAGUCAUAAGAAGAUUGAAGACAUUUUGCGUCUCUAUGCGUUGGAAUACGUCUUGUGUCGCGAAUGCCACUCUCCAGAUACAAUUCUCAAACAGGACGAUAACAAGUGUUUCAUUCUUGAGUGUGAUUCGUGGGUUACUUGCGGUGCAGUAUGCUCAGUGGCACCCAUUAAAUGCAAGAAGCGUGUUCAAAGAGCCUAA
Messenger RNA from Daphnia pulicaria, 786 nucleotides. RefSeq lists its product as uncharacterized. Lineage: Eukaryota; Metazoa; Arthropoda; Branchiopoda; Diplostraca; Daphniidae. The record is from RefSeq and is a predicted model, not a curated record. Gene Ontology annotation, molecular function: translation initiation factor activity. The coding region runs from base 1 to 786 and encodes 261 amino acids. Gene Ontology annotation, biological process: translational initiation. The transcript has a single exon.